AAGAGAGAGAGCACUAAAACACACAGGCGUGCGCAAGCACAGACAGAAUCAAAUCUUUCCGCAGCAGGACGACAGGGAGAGAGGGAUUACUCCUGUUUAAGACUCUUCAUCCAUGCGUCCCGUGAACCUGCGCAGAAUGUGAAAGUUAAAAGUAGACAGCCUGGUGACUUUGUGAGGUGUAACUUCUUCAGAGGAGCGUCAGCAUGACCCCUCACAGCGAAGCUCUACUGCUGCUCUUCAGUUUCUCGCUGUGUGGUAGUCUGUAUGCUGUAUCUUUAAAUAGAAAUGAAAGAGCUUGGGCCAGCACUGACCCAGAGCCAGCCAGCAGCUCACUGUGGACGUUCCUACCGAGACAAAUGGACAUGACUACUCCAACCAUCCUCAGUUUGUCCCCAAAUGCACUACAAUCAGAGAAGUCUAGCAGAGACCUUGAGGUGGACCCUAUAGUUGAACAAAACCCCUAUGUCACAAUGGAGAAUCGUGGUUUAUCAAGACUUCCAGCCACAAGAACACCACUGAUCAAAUCUUUGACUUCCCCUAAGACUGGAAUUCCUUCAGACAUCCAGAACGAUGAAGAGGGACCUGAAACGGAAGCAUCUGAUUGGCCAAAUUUUAGUAAGCAAGGAAAUACUGACCAAUCACUUAAAUCUUCUGCACUGGUAACACUGCAGCCUUUUCCUUCUCAGGCCUGGAGUACAGAGUCCAAGGCACCAAAUGCUUGGAAUACAGAGACACAUACACCUCAGACUCAUGCUGAAACAAGAUUUCGCACCUACCAGACACUGUGGAAGUCCUCUAGUGCUACCCAAACACCAUAUGCCAGAGGAACCUUAGAUGGUACCACUUUGCCAAGAGGGCUGAUAGACUCUCUGUGGCCAUCUGAAGAAACAAAGGAUUUGACAGAUGCUCCUACAGACAGUCUGACAAAGCUGACUCUCAAUAUGACAAGAUCUGACCCUGAAAGAGAGGAACGUGAGAGUCUUGACCAAAUGAAAGAGGAACAAAAUAGCCAAUCGACCACCACAGUGAUCAAGGUCACUGAAACCUAUCCUAAAGCAGCAUCUCCAGGUGGCGACUGGCGUGAGUCUUCAACACUUCCGGAGUGCAACCUGUUUGGCAUUGGGAUCUGUCAGUCACCUGACUCUUCGAAGAAUCAUGCUUCAACUAACAAAACUCUGUCCACGUCACCUCCUGUUUAUGAAACCACACCCUCUGGUGUCAUAACCCCAGCUCUCGAAGCCCUGACUCCGCCUCUGUUAGUCCCUCUACUGACUGACUGGAAUGCUGCAAUAGCAACGUGGGGCCUGGCCUGGGAGUUACAGGUAUACGGCCUCAGCUGCGUAUUCUCGCUUGUGGCUGUGCUGUCUGUGCUCAGCCUGAUGUGUUUGCCAUUGCGCUGGCCCUCUGGAUGUGCCCAUUUCAGCCUCCUCCACCUUCUCCAGCUACUGACAGGUUCCAGCCGAGCUCUGUGGCUCCUCUACGAUCCAUACGGCCAAAAAGAGCGCCUUCCCGUUGUCUGGGCACGACUGCUUCACGAAGCUGCCUAUCCCUGUUUAACAGCAUCUUUUGGCCUACUGCUGCUACUGCUAACUGCUCGCUCCUGUACCCAGCUACUUUCCCAGAACACCCUGCAGCGCAGCACCUGCCUGUUGGCUGCCCUAGUGCUGCUGCACAUAGCGAUAGUGAUGGCUUCCAUGGCAAUACUGCAACUUUUUCCCACCCUGCAAGUUGUGCCUCUAUUACCGCCUGCAGCUUUCGUCUUGAUGUCCUCUCUCCUGUCAUUCACGUACCUGCUUCUGUACUGCUGCGCCCGGCCAGACAUCAAGCACAUUUACCGGCUGAACGAGAGCUCUCCUGAGCGGCCAUCGUGCCACGCAAGUAGGUGUCCAUUUACAGAGGCACAGAUGUGGGAAAGGGCAGCCAGGGCUGGGGUGUUCUCUGCCCUCUUUCUCUUAGCAUGCAGCAGUCUCCGACUCUAUGCCAUGCUCAACGCAGGAGGGCUAACCAGUGGGGUCAUGGUUGGCCUGAUGCCCUGGCCCUGGUGGGGAUUCCAGCUCAGCUGCCGAGUGUGUGAAACAGGGGUAUGUCUCACCCUCGCUCUUGUAAUCACUCACCCCCUUCUGUGUUGCGGAGUGCCCCGUUCCAAACCUGGUGGCUGCAGCUGGUUCUUUAAAAAGCAACCUACAGAAGGAACCACAUUGGGAAAACCCAUCUUCUCAAGUCGGUGUGGCUGGUCACUACGGCCCGCCGAGAAGCUGGGGUUGUGUGAGGGAAUAAUACGGCGGGAAAGUGAAAGCGUGCCACUCUACACCUUGGUGGAGCUUCCGCACAGCGAAUCUGAUGGUUUAGACCUCCACUAUCCCAGCAGCCCUCAGCAAGUGUCUUCCACACAACUUUCCCACACCGCAAAGAAGAGCAAAGAAUCACAUGCGUCCUCAUUUGCCAGCUUGGACGCGGACUCCACAGCAGACCUUCGGCCCCCUUCACCCAUCGACCUGCGACGAAGCAUCGACGAGGCCUUGAACAGCGAGGCCCUGUUCCAGCAUAGCCUGUUCGGCUCCUCCAGGCUCUCUCUUAGCACACGCGGACCCCCGGAUGGACAACCCUGUCGGGGAAUCUCCACUGACCCUAGCUUAUACCGCACUGCCUCCUGUGGGGAUGUGGACCCCGCUACUGUACCCAACCGACCCAGGCAAUGGAGCACUAUAUCUGGAAGGCCAGCUCAGGUCUCGGUCCAUUGCAGUGGGUUAAACUCAGCACAGCAGUCUCAGAGCAGCCUACGCAGGGACUCUCAGUCUGGGCAGCAACUCCACAGACGAUACACAGUCUUGGGAUCUACAUCCUCCAGAGGGAGCGUGGAUGUGGAGACAACUUCUCAUGUUGAUGAGCUUGCCGUUCAGGCUGAAUUCGUCAACGUCUGCAGGCAGAUAGAUGCACUCAGCAUCAGCAGUGAUACGAUCGACCUAUAGGGGAAGAAGUCUCUGGAUGUACUAACCCAACACCCUUAAGUAAUUUCAGCCCUAACUACUCCAAUGUGCAGAACUAUUCUUAAAAUAGAUGCUGAGAGGAAAUUUCUGUUUUAGGAGACAUGGCAUGGACAAAACGACAAACAGCAACCACUGAAAGACGUUCUUUCUUUAUCAAUGUGAGAAACUCCCUGAAACCCACAUCCCAUAUUUGACAAAUCACAUAUAAUCUUGUUGAAAUUGCUUGACUUGAUCAAAAGACUUUACCUUUCAGCAAUAAAGCUAGCACUUACGAACAUG
Messenger RNA from Rhinichthys klamathensis goyatoka, 3266 nucleotides. RefSeq names its product proline rich transmembrane protein 4a (gene prrt4a). NCBI's taxonomy places the organism in Eukaryota, Metazoa, Chordata, Actinopteri, Cypriniformes, Leuciscidae. Bases 204 to 2969 code for a protein of 921 amino acids. The record is from RefSeq and is a predicted model, not a curated record. The transcript has 4 exons.